AUGAAGAAGCGGACAUCAGCUUGGAAGCCAGAAUGUGUACAUGAAGAUACAUGGCGCAUUUGGGAGGCAUAUUGGGAUAGGCCUGAAGUGAAAGCUAAAUCUGAGCAAGCACGCAAAAAUAGGAUGAGUGACGUAGCCGGGCCUGGUACGGGAUGUUCCCGACAUACCGGAGGAUCUAGAUCAAGUAUUGAGCACUUUCACGCAUUGCGAGCUACGCUUCAAAAGGACCCUGAUCCGUAUGAGUGCUUUGAGCAUACGCACAAAAAGAAGGAUGGUACAUUCGACGAAAUACAAGCACGGCGUGAUGCUGCAAUCCUAGAGGCGGAAGGGUCAAAUGAGCCACCAGUUAUAAACAUGUCACAACUGUAUGUGGAUGUUGUUGGUGGGGUAAAAAAACAGCGUAUUUAUGGCUUAGGGACUAAGUCAUUUGCAUUUAUCACUGAGAAUAACUGUAGUUCAUCAUCUGCUACUUCACAACUUCAACAAGAGUCAAUGAAGGAGAUGGUGAAUCAACAGUUAGAGACCAUGCGAGUUGAGAUGGAAGCUAAACUACAAGGUGAGAUGGAAGCUAAAUUACAAGCUGAAAGAACUCAAAUGCAAGCUCAGAUUGCAAGUUUGAUGGAUGAGUUGCGUCGCAACGGCAUGCUAUCCACUCCAAGUACUCAACCUCAACAUUCAGCUAAUUCAAAUGAUGAAAACUUAGGAGAUGAUUAG
Ipomoea nil (Japanese morning glory) is the source of this 714-nucleotide messenger RNA. RefSeq lists its product as uncharacterized. The coding region runs from base 1 to 714 and encodes 237 amino acids. The transcript is spliced from 3 exons. NCBI's taxonomy places the organism in Eukaryota, Viridiplantae, Streptophyta, Magnoliopsida, Solanales, Convolvulaceae. The record is from RefSeq and is a predicted model, not a curated record.